Molecule: messenger RNA, 735 nt
Organism: Lachancea meyersii CBS 8951
Lineage: Eukaryota; Fungi; Ascomycota; Saccharomycetes; Saccharomycetales; Saccharomycetaceae
Source: the annotation of a GenBank genome assembly
AUGUCCAAUCCUCAAUCCGCGGUAGCGAUUGCAUCGCUGCUUCGCCGUAACAAGCUUUUGAAACAGAGACAAGGCUUGUCUCAGGCUCGACAUGUGGAUUUCUUUCGUUACAAGCGUUUUGUAAGGGCUCUCAAGUCUUCCGAAUAUAAGGCAAAGUCAGAGAACCAGCCCGAUCUGUACCCUCCAGUAAACAACUUCGAAGACGCGAAAAACGUGUUCAUCGAGCUCAUCAAAGCCCAACUGGUCGUACCCUGCAAGAAACUGCACAGUGCUGAAUGCAAAGAUCACGGACUAAAGCCCAACAAGGAAUUCCCCAAUUUGCUACUGUCAGACAAGGCAAUGCUGCAGCCCGAUGAAUACUACACCUGGAACUACAACCCCAAGACGCUCACGGAUUAUUUGCUGGUCGUGGGUAUCGUUGUCGGUAUUCUUGCCUUCGUGUGCUAUCCGCUAUGGCCAUCGUCCAUGAGAAGAGUGGUAUACUACGUGUCUCUGGCACUCCUGGCGCUGAUCGGACUGUUUUUCGUCAUCGCCAUUCUACGUUUUAUCAUCUAUUUGCUGUCCCUUGCGGUCUGCAGCGAAAAGGGUGGGUUUUGGCUGUUCCCCAAUCUGUUCGAAGACUGUGGUGUUCUUGAAAGUUUCAAGCCAUUCUACGGGUAUGGUGAAGUCGAGUGUUACAGCUACAUCAAAAAGUUGAAGAGAAGAAAGCGCAAGACAGACAAAAAGGUACAGUGA